GGCUGACGGGGCGUCCGUGCGUGCGCGCCUGCGCCAGCCUGCGCAGUCUCUCAGGAGUGCCCGUCGGGCGAAGCCGGCGGGUGCCAGCAGUAGCGGUGUGGCGUUGCGUUGCGGCCGCUCGCAACAACUGAUAACAGAGUGACCUCUUAUCUCUCUCAUCGCGUUUGGAUGUGACAUCUGCGCACGUCGAGCAAGGGCGACGAAUUCAGCAUUAGAUGUGAAGCGCUUUAAUCUGACGCAAAUGGACGAAUGCUGACCAGAAUGACGUCGCUAAGCACCAACAACGCUUUUUGCUUGGAGCGCGAUGAAGACUCUGGUGAUCUGGAUGUGAACCUGAAUGGACCCGUCGGGAUUAAAAGCCGCUGGAGUUAUGCGCAGCUGCACGUUCAAUCCAUGGGCAUCGACCUGACCAGCCAGCCUAUGCUCGAGCAGCCAGAUGGUGACAAUAACUUGCUCUCUGAGAAAGAGGUGGAUGAAGCAGAACAGCAGGAUCUGCCUGAAGGCUGGGAGCGCCACCUGGACGACGAUGGGCCCUACUAUUGGCACAUCCGCACUGGGACCAUACAACGCGAGCGACCGCUCGAGGGCACCACUCGCUCUCUCCCAACACCUGAAAGCCGGCCGCUGCUCCCACCGCCACCUGAGCCGCCGGCUGCUCAGCCACAGGAGGACUGCGUAGCUGGCGGCAGCAGCAGCAGCAGCGGGGAAGCAAUGCGCUUUGCUGUGCGUUCCCUCGGCUGGUCAGAGAUUCCCGAGAGUGAGCUGACUCCCGAACGGUCGAGCCGUGCACUGAAUCGCUGCAUUGUAGACCUGUCACUGGGCCGAGGCCUUGACGGUGUGGGCCGAUGGGGCGAGGGGCGGUCGCUGCUUCUGGAGCUGGACGGCUUCCAGCUUCGCCUGCUGCGGCCCCAGGAUGGCACGGUGCUCCACUGUCAGCCCCUGCAUGCCAUUCGCGUCUGGGGCGUUGGCAGAGACAAUGGCCGGUACUUUCACACUUGCUGCGUAGCCCGUGACAGUGGCACCCGGCGCUUCAUGUGCCACGUCUUCCGAUGCGACAUGCCAGCGCGCAUCAUUGCCAAUGCCCUGCGAGAUGUGUGCAAGAAGAUGGUGCUGGAGCGGAGCCUGUCAGAUCCGUCUGGCGACAAACGGGCAGCACCCACGGAGCCUCCGGCCAGGCGUGUGGGCUCUGCCCUGGACCGCCUCGCCAGCCUCUCAAUGGAGGAUGGUGUGGAAGGGGGCCUCCUGCGGCCCAUGGAGGAGCCGCGCAAGGUGCUGCGGGCCCUGUACCUGGGCAGCAUGCCUGUGGCGGCAGCCGCCGGCAUCGACCUGCUCAACGGGGCCAUUGACACCCUGCUCGAUCGCGUACCUCGCGCACACUGGCUGCCCGUACAGGUGGCAGUGGCCCCUUCGACAGUGACGGUGACACUGGAUCCAGCAGGCGGCGGGCGUGGCCAAGUGCUGGCCGAGUGUCGUGUUCGGUUCCUCUCGUUCCUCGGCAUUGGCAAGGAAGUCACGAAUUGCGGGUUCAUCGUGCACACAGCCCAGGACCAAUUCGAGGCACACGUGCUUCACUGCGAGCCAUCUGCGGGUGCACUCUGCAAGACCAUUGAGGCAGCAUGCAAACUGCGCUACCAGAAGUGCCUCGAUGCACACCGGCAAGCCAACAACUCUCCGCCUUCUCAGCAGCAGCCCACCAAGGCAUUGUCAUCACUCAAGGGAGUCCUGGGCAGCAUCGUGGGCCGUGCCAUGGGAGUCGUGCAACAAGUCUCUUGAAGCCUGGCUGUACUGGAGACCACUUUUGUUUAGCUCUGAGUUGAGCUUUCACUAUUUCUUUUGGCCCAGUUGCCCGAGCAGGCAUGCCUCCUAGUGCACGUGCGCUCGCUGUCGUGUGGCAAAGGUCCUUCUCUCUUCGUCUCUGGUCGAGGCUGCUGGGUCGGCCACUUGUAAAGCCAUUUGUUUGAAAAUUUCUUUUUGACGCAGCAUCUGAGAUCAGGCAGCUAGCCACAAUGCAGCUGCCAUGGCCACGUGGCAUUGCCGAGAGGGUGGGAGUUGACCGGGGCAGAAGGCAAUAGCAAUAUUGCACAGCUGGCACAUGUAUUACUGUGGUGUCUCUCGUAGUUUUAGACGCUUUAUCAGACGUUGAACUCGCAACGUGCACCGCCUUGCCCGUGACUUUUGGUCAUACGGUGGUACUAUGAGAUAGAUGCAAAAGACAAGCAUUCCAGACUCACGUCUAGGCACGACAACCGUCGAAGUCUCCAAUACAAGCUAGCACGCUGCCUGUAUGCGUGUAACUUAGUAUUGCUGCUGUCAAGAGCUGCAUGUCGGGCAUGGGCUUACCGUCUGUUCUACUUCCUCGCAAAGUGUCGACAUAUGUGACACUGUGCUUAUGUGAUUCAGUCCUUUAUUUAUUCAUUUUUUUUCUCACACCUCGGUGCCAUUGGGACCAGCUAAUGCUUAGCUCGCUUCCUGGCAGUCGGCGAUUAUAUACCCUGCCUCACAAUUUCUAUGCAAUGCUGCAGAAACUGUCCAGUGUGAUUUAGCACUCUUCUUUCUUCUUCCCUGCGCAGUAAAGCUGUUGUGCAUUCAAAACUCGUGCAGUUUAUGGUUGGCUGCCAGUUGCACUAGUGCCAUUACUACUCUUCUGUGAAAUGGGAAGGCCAUGUAAGGCCGAACUACCACACUAAGCAGUUGGAUGUUGGACGACCCCUGGGAUAUCAAGAUGAGCUACAUUUCAACAACGUAAUAAUAGUUCAACCGAGGAGCCCUGCUUAUGAUUUACAACGGCUAUUUCAACCUUUGGGAAAGCAGGUGAUGUUACUUAAGAGGUGCAAAAACAUACAUAGCAUCAGCGAGCGGAACACUAAGCCAGCAUUUUCAGAAUGACAGCUUCUGUAUAUUUAGAAUGAUAGCCUUUGCAUACCUAAGUUAAACUUGUCUGUAAAGGGUGUAAGCACUGUUUCUACAACAUUGCAUGGUUCUACAGAGGCAUAGUAUGUAGCCAUUUGUGUUGAAUGAGUGUUGCGUCCUUAGUUUGUCUAAACUCACCAACUUAGUAGUUGGGUGUGUGUCUGUUGCACAGUGCUGUUUGGUGAUGUAAAUGUUUAGAAGGAUGCCAAAUAGGCAAAAAUGAAGUCCAGCAGAAUAGGUAAAAUGAUGUCCUGAGUUAACAAAUGCAUCACUGUUGCCGAGAGUCAAGGCUGGAAAGAAAAAAAAAGAGGAAACAUGUGUGAAAGACAAGCAGUGCAGCUGCUUUGGAAAAGUGCAACCAGCUCCCAGGGAUGUGUCCGGUCCAGGUAGUAGAUUCUUAAAGCCAGUUGACAUCCAUAAUAUAAAAUAAGCAAGUUAUAUUCCACUUCGAAAUGAAAGAUCAUGCAGCUUGCCUGGUGGUGAUCUACAUUGUCCUGGUGGCAAUAGUACAUCAAAUUAGGUCAACGGUUUUAACCGCCACCCAAACCGUGUUGUACUUAAACAGGAAAGAAAAAUGUUUCUUGACAACUAUUAUUGAUGCAUCCAACAGGGAAACUGGCUAAUGUGUCCUCUUCCCAGCACUCUGUUGGAACGCGCUUGGUUUGGGUCGGUGGGGGCCCUGUGUGCAAUACCUAGUGAUGUUAACAGUGGCAGUGCAUGGCCUCAGAAAUUAUCAGUGCACAGUAGGAUUUUCGUAGGGGCAACUACUGGUUUUCAUUCACGGGUAAUUAAAGAUUAAGGAAGAGGUGUGCUACCUGUAUUUGCAAUUUACUCUGCAGCAUACCGUAGUUAUUUCCAAGCACAAUGCUAACAUUGAGUGCUGGCACUAAUUUAUUGGCGAGCUUCGUUCUCUAUGUCGUUGCGUUUCAGUCAUUGAGAAAGUCGAGCGGGUGCAUGACCUACCGUUCCAGCCAGAGUUAAUAUUCGCCGUUAUUUUGGAGGAUCUUCACGCAUUACACAUGCCAGCCUUACGUUGCACCGAGGUUACUGAUAAGCUGUUGCUUACCUUGUAAAAAACAUCGCUAAGCUCGACAUGGUGAGGUCGUACUUUGAAGCAUUACACAAGUGUCUUGUUUGCCAUUUUUGUUUAACUGGUUGUUAGAUCGAAUACCAAUGAUGCACUGUACUCGUUGCAUGUACCAUGAGAAACUUGUACCAUGUCGUUGUCCGUUUAGAAAUACUGUGCCCACUCCCAGCAUUCUGCUUUUCCUUUUUUUGCUCACUAGGGGCAGGAGCUUGUGUGUAUGUUUACUUGAACAAAGGUGUCUGUAGCAGCUAACCCACUGUACACGAACAAGAAUCUAUUGAUUCCUUGGUCACAAAUUGGCAGCUAUAUGUGCUCCUGAUGCUUUUUUUAGCCAACUUUUAGUUUUGUCUGACAAGUUUUCUUUUUAAACCUAUUGUACAGAAAGGUCCUUGUUGUCUGGCAAGAAAAAAAAAAAAAACUGAAAGAAGGAAGAAAUAAAGUCUCUUUACAAGUGUG
This is a messenger RNA of Rhipicephalus sanguineus (brown dog tick), 4453 nucleotides long. Its product is annotated as protein Fe65 homolog. NCBI's taxonomy places the organism in Eukaryota, Metazoa, Arthropoda, Arachnida, Ixodida, Ixodidae. Gene Ontology annotation, cellular component: cytoplasm; nucleus. Gene Ontology annotation, molecular function: transcription factor binding; amyloid-beta binding. The transcript is spliced from 10 exons. Gene Ontology annotation, biological process: regulation of DNA-templated transcription. Bases 250 to 1773 code for a protein of 507 amino acids. The record is from RefSeq and is a predicted model, not a curated record.